Messenger RNA from Pipistrellus kuhlii (Kuhl's pipistrelle), 1883 nucleotides. It is a transcript of the gene BROX, whose product is annotated as BRO1 domain and CAAX motif containing. The coding region runs from base 157 to 1254 and encodes 365 amino acids. The transcript has 13 exons. NCBI's taxonomy places the organism in Eukaryota, Metazoa, Chordata, Mammalia, Chiroptera, Vespertilionidae. The record is from RefSeq and is a predicted model, not a curated record.
GCGCGGCGGUCCCCGCCCGCCCCAGCUCCGGGGCCAGUUCCUCCGCGUCCCUCUCCCUUCCUCGCUGGCCACUCGCACCCUGUCUGUCCGUCUGUCUCCCCCACGUAGGGAGGACCGCCGUCCCGGGUCCGAGGAAUCCGGAAAUAUCUGGAGAAGAUGACGCAUUGGUUUCAUAGGAAUCCAUUAAAAGCCACAGCUCCUGUUUCUUUUAACUAUUAUGGCGUAGUCACUAGUCCUGCUGCUUCAAAAAUUUGCAGUGACCUGAGGUCAUCCAGGGCACAGCUGCUUGAAUUGUUCACGGAUUUGAACUGUAACCCAGAAAUGAUGAAGAAUGCGGCCGAUGCGUAUUUUUCCCUUUUACAAGGUUUCAUAAAUUCACUGGAUGAAUCUAGCCAAGAAAGUAAGUUACGAUAUAUUCAGAAUUUCAAGUGGACCGAUACAUUGCAAGGACAGGUUCCAAGUGCCCAGCAGGAUGCCGUCUUUGAAUUAAUUUCCAUGGGAUUUAAUGUGGCUUUAUGGUACACCAAAUAUGCCUCGAGGCUGGCUGGCAAAGAAAACAUUACAGAAGAGGAAGCAAAAGAGGUCCAUCGAAGCCUGAAAAUUGCAGCUGGGAUUUUUAAACAUAUAAAGGAAAGUCACAUCCCACGGCUUAUCACACCCGCCGAGAAGGGGAGAGACUUGGAAGCACGGCUCCUAGAAGCUUACAUUAUUCAGUGUCAGGCUGAGGCUCAAGAAGUGACAAUCGCUCGAGCCAUUGAGUUGAAGCAUGCUCCGGGACUGAUAGCCGCGCUGGCCUACGAAACAGCCAAUUUCUAUCAGAAAGCUGAUCAUACUUUAUCCAGUUUGGAGCCUGCGUACUCUGCUAAGUGGAGAAAAUACCUUCUCUUGAAAAUGUGCUUCUACACGGCUUAUGCUUACUGUUACCACGGUCAGACUUUGUUGGCUAGUGAUAAAUGUGGCGAGGCAAUCCGGUCUCUCCAAGAAGCAGAAAAAUCCUUUGCAAAGGCAGAAGCGUUAUGCAAAGAAUAUGGAGAAACCAAGGGGCCUGGACCAACAGUCAAGCCUUCGGAACACUUGUUCUUCAGGAAACUUGGAAACCUUGUGAAGAAUACCCUCGAGAAGUGUCAGAGAGAGAAUGGGUUUAUAAGCCCCACAGCUGGAACUCAAAGCGAAUUACGGCCUGGUGGAGCCCGUGCCUUUCGAAUUUCCUCCUACGAGUGCUCAGUGGACCCCAGACACGCUGGCUGCCUUUGACCUCACCAAACGGCCCAAGGAGGACAGUACCAAACCCAAACCGGAAGACGUGAGGCCUGUGAAAGAGCCGGACAUCAAACCCCAGAAGGACACGGGGUGCUCCGUCUCCUAAAUGCAUCGACCGCGGUGCCUGGGAGCCGCCCGGCUAGUGGACGAGAUAAGCCGAGGACUUCCGUCCACGUUUCUUGAAAUGAUUUCCCUGAAGCCUGUAGAAUAAUUGAGUGCAUUCAGAGGGAACCGGCCUUCCGUUUAGCUGUCAGAUUUUUCAUAGACGGGGGCUUCAAGCUUUGUUUCCACACUCCUUUUUCACCAGGACAACAUGGGGAAGACUGGACUCUGCCUCUGAGGAGUGUAUUUAAGGGUUGGGUUUUGUUUCUCACACACACACACACACACACACACACACACACACACACAUUCUGGGUAGUAAUAAAUUACAGGUUAGUAUAGCAGAGGCCAGAAUCACCCUUUGGGUAUGUUUUCUCUCUUUACAAAAAAACUUAUUCUCCUUCCUUUUAACUGAUCCCAACAGAAUGACAGGAGUCUGUUUUCAACAGAGUUUUCCCUUCACCAUUCUGUUCAUUGUAGCACAGACUUAGGUUCUGAGUUUAGUUACCUUUUCCGCUGGG